Choloepus didactylus (southern two-toed sloth) is the source of this 5303-nucleotide messenger RNA. RefSeq names its product phospholipase C like 1 (inactive) (gene PLCL1). The transcript is spliced from 6 exons. NCBI's taxonomy places the organism in Eukaryota, Metazoa, Chordata, Mammalia, Pilosa, Megalonychidae. The record is from RefSeq and is a predicted model, not a curated record. Gene Ontology annotation, molecular function: phosphatidylinositol-4,5-bisphosphate phospholipase C activity. Gene Ontology annotation, biological process: lipid metabolic process; intracellular signal transduction. Bases 439 to 3819 code for a protein of 1126 amino acids.
AACAAGCCUCCCGCCCAGUCACAACACAGCGGAGUGGAGGUCGCUGCCGCUGCCGCCGCUGCCGCCACCGCACUUCCUGGGACCGCCGCGUCAACGUCCGAGGACAAGUGGUGGUGCGCCGGGCUACAGUCGCCCCGCUCCGGCCACCCUUGGACCGCGCGCCUUCUGACCCAGAAGGCCGCCUGGCCAAGGGUCGGGUGCCUUUUGUUCGGCGCAGAGCGGGCGUUUGCAUCUCGUUUUGGACACCUCCCUCUCCUUUCCGCCUCUUCUCCCUCCCGCUAAAAUCUCCAACCCAAUCCCGCCGCCGUUAGCUUGCCGGCCUCCUGGACCAAAGCCCGCGGACGUCUCUGCCUGAAGCGAUGUCUCCUCUCCAGAAAGUUGCCGCCGUUGCCGCCUCCGGGCGGUGAAACAAAGUCUGGAGGGGCCGCCUCCGGGUGCAUGAGCGCGCCUGUGCCUGGCGGCUGGACUUCGUUCCCGGGCGUGCAGUCAUCCGCCGGGAACCCCGAAACGCGUCCGGCCAUGGCCGAGGGCGCUGCAGGCAAGGAGGGUCCGGCGCCGCCCGAUGCGGCGGGGGCUGAAGAUGACCCCCGGGUGGGCCCGGACGCCGCCUCCGGGGAUGGUGUGACGGCUGGCUUUGCGGGAAGGACGAGGGACCGUCGCAGCAGUAUAGCACUACCCGGCGCCGUGGGGACCCCCGCUGAGAGCGACGCCGGCCUCUUGGAGGCGGCGCGGGCGACCCCCCGACGCAGCAGCAUCAUCAAGGAUCCUUCAAAUCAAAAAUGUGGUGGAAGAAAGAAAACUGUGUCUUUCAGCAGCAUGCCAUCAGAAAAGAAAAUUAGCAGUGCGAGCGACUGCAUCAGCUUCAUGCAAGCUGGCUGUGAACUGAAGAAAGUCCGGCCAAACUCUCGCAUUUACAACCGAUUUUUUACUCUAGACACAGACCUGCAAGCUCUUCGCUGGGAACCUUCCAAGAAAGACCUUGAGAAAGCUAAGCUUGAUAUUUCUGCCAUAAAAGAGAUUAGACUGGGCAAGAAUACGGAAACGUUUAGAAACAAUGGGCUUGCUGACCAGAUUUGUGAGGACUGUGCCUUUUCUAUACUUCACGGGGAAAACUAUGAGCCUCUGGACCUAGUUGCCAAUUCAGCCGACGUAGCAAACAUUUGGGUGUCAGGGUUACGGUACCUGGUUUCUCGAAGUAAGCAACCCCUUGAUUUUAUGGAGGACAACCAGAACACACCAAGGUUCAUGUGGCUGAAAACAGUAUUUGAAGCAGCGGAUAUUGACGGCAAUGGGAUUAUGUUGGAAGACACCUCUGUAGAGUUAAUAAAACAACUCAACCCUACUCUGAAGGAAUCAAAGAUCAGGUUAAAGUUUAAAGAAAUCCAGAAGAGCAAAGAAAAACUAACUACCCGAGUGACAGAGGAGGAAUUUUGUGAAGCUUUUUGUGAACUUUGCACCAGGCCAGAAGUGUAUUUCUUACUUGUACAGAUCUCUAAAAACAAAGAAUAUUUGGAUGCCAAUGAUCUCAUGCUCUUUUUAGAAGCUGAGCAAGGAGUCACUCAUAUCACUGAGGAUAUGUGCUUAGACAUUAUUCGGAGACACGAACUUUCUGAAGAGGGACGUCAAAAAGGGUUUCUUGCAAUCGAUGGCUUUACCCAGUAUUUGUUGUCACCAGAAUGUGACAUUUUCGAUCCUGAACAAAAGAAAGUUGCCCAAGAUAUGACCCGGCCAUUGUCUCACUACUACAUCAACGCCUCUCACAACACCUAUCUGACAGAAGACCAGUUUAGGGGGCCAGUUGAUAUUAAUGGGUUUGUCAGAGCUUUGAAAAUGGGCUGUCGAAGCAUUGAACUGGAUGUAAGUGAUGGUCCAGACAAUGAACCAAUCCUUUGUAAUCGAAAUAACAUGACAACACACCUUUCUUUCCAAAGUGUCAUUGAGGUGAUAAAUAAAUUUGCCUUUGUUGCUUUUGAAUACCCACUCAUUCUUUGCUUGGGUAAUCACUGCUCCCUGCCACAGCAGAAGGUAAUGGCUCAACAGAUGAAAAAAGUCUUUGGCAAUAAACUCUACACUGAAGCACCUUUGCCGUCAGAAUCCUACCUCCCAUCGCCAGAAAAAUUGAGAAGGAAGAUCAUUGUGAAAGGAAAGAAAUUGCCUCCUGAUCCAGAUGUUUUGGAAGGAGAAGUAACAGAUGAAGAUGAAGAAGCUGAAAUGUCUCGAAGGAUGUCAGUAGACUACAAUGGUGAGCAGAAACAAAUCUGGCUCUGUAAGGAGCUCUCUGAUUUGGUAUCUAUUUGUAAAUCUGUUCAGUACAGGGAUUUUGAACUGUCCAUGAAAAGCCAAAACUAUUGGGAAAUUUGCUCCUUUAGUGAAACAGAGGCCAGCCGAAUUGCCAAUGAAUACCCAGAGGAUUUUGUAAAUUAUAAUAAGAAGUUCUUAUCAAGAAUCUAUCCCAGUGCCAUGAGAAUUGACUCCAGCAACUUGAAUCCACAGGACUUUUGGAAUUGUGGCUGUCAGAUUGUGGCAAUGAAUUUUCAGACCCCGGGUCCCAUGAUGGACCUUCACACAGGCUGGUUUCUUCAGAAUGGAGGAUGUGGUUAUGUUCUAAGGCCUUCUAUCAUGCGAGAUGAAGUUUCUUACUUUAGUGCAAAUACAAAGGGCAUUGUACCUGGAGUGUCUCCUCUAGUACUUCAUAUCAAGAUCAUCAGUGGUCAGAAUUUCCCAAAGCCCAAAGGAGCUUGUGCCAAAGGGGAUGUCAUUGAUCCCUACGUUUGUAUAGAGAUUCAUGGAAUUCCUGCAGACUGCUCAGAGCAAAGAACUAAAACUGUACAACAAAACAGUGAUAAUCCUAUUUUUGAUGAAACGUUUGAGUUUCAAGUUAACCUACCUGAGCUGGCCAUGAUCCGUUUUGUUGUUCUCGAUGAUGAUUACAUUGGAGAUGAGUUUAUAGGACAAUAUACAAUUCCAUUUGAAUGUUUGCAGCUUGGGUACCGGCAUGUUCCCCUGCGCUCUUUUGUGGGUGACAUCAUGGAGCAUGUAACCCUUUUUGUCCACAUAGCAAUAACAAAUCGAAGUGGAGGAGGAAAGGCACAGAAGCGCAGCCUUUCAGUGAGAAUGGGAAAGAAAGUUCGGGAAUAUACCAUGCUCAGGAAUGUCGGUCUUAAAAUCAUAGAUGACAUCUUUAAAAUAGCAGUUCAUCCCUUACGAGAAGCCAUAGAUAUGAGAGAAAAUAUGCAGAAUGCGAUAGUGUCUAUUAAGGAGCUGUGUGGACUCCCUCCAAUUGCCAGUCUGAAGCAGUGCCUGCUGACCUUGUCCUCUCGGCUCGUCACCAGUGACAACACGCCUUCAGUCUCUCUUGUGAUGAAAGACAACUUUCCUUAUCUAGAGCCUCUGGGGACAAUUCCAGAUGUGCAGAAGAAGAUGCUGACUGCUUAUGAUCUGAUGAUUCAAGAGAGCCGGUUUCUCAUAGACACGGCAGACACAGUCCAUGAAAAGAUUGUACAGUGUCAGAAAGCAGGGAUGGAAUUCCACGAAGAACUUCAUAAUCUGGGGGCAAAAGAAGGCUUGAAAGGAAGAAAACUUAAUAAGGCAACUGAGAGUUUUGCUUGGAACAUUACAGUAUUGAAGGGCCAAGGAGAUCUGCUGAAGAAUGCUAAGAAUGAAGCUCUAGAAAACAUGAAGCAGAUCCAGCUUGCUUGCUUGUCCUGUGGACUGAGUAAAGGCCCCAGCGGCAGCACAGAUGCCAAAAACAAGCGCAGCCUGGAAGCGAUAGAAGAAAAGGAAAGUGGUGAGGAGAAUGGCAAGAACGGGAAGCCAUGAGCCUGAACAGUUCAGCACCAACAUGUUCAUCCACCCUUCCUGUCAAGAACUCUGCCAUUUCUUUCUUUUCUUCUUUCUUUCAGCUUCUAGAAAUUCAUAAAGGAUGCCCUCUAUAGGGUGUUCGUCAUAAACAGAUAUUUUCACAAUGUCAGUAUUUUAAUGCAGUUAAUUUAUCUAAGUUAAAACCCUUAGUACCAGUGUCUUAAAAUCUGAGAUGUGUACACAUGCGUGGUGAGUGUGUAUGUGUAAGUGUGUGUUUGUGUGUGUGAGAGAGAGAGAGAGAGAGAGAGAAUCCUAUAAAAUCUAUUCUGUGUUCCAUUAUCCAUUUAGUAAGUUAUUCCUUUAUCAUUUUGGGACAAACUUGUUAAUUUGAAAUUCUGAAGAGCACUUACUGUAAUACUGUUAUCAUACUUAAUUUUACUUCUCUGCCUUUGUCAUUUAAUUUAGAGAUCUUAACAUAGCUUACUAUUGAAAGAACCUAAAUGCACCAAUGCAUAGAUGUCCUGAUAGGUUAAAUAUAGAUUAGAAAAAUUCUUAAAAAUCACAGUAGACAUAAAAGUGAGUGAAAGUGAACAAAUGAUCAGAAUUCUGGAAAGAUCAGCAAAACCGUUCCUUCAGUUAGGGAACUCUUUAAAAUAUUUAUUAAAUAAAAUCAAUUUUUAGAAAGUUUUUUGUAGUAGUUUACUAAACAGAUCUGCUUUCAGUAGAAAAAUUGAUCAUAAGUGAAUUUAUACCUGCCUAAGAAAUGCUGAUGAAACUCUGUUUGAGACCUAUGAAACUCUGAAUCACAAGUGUAAACUUUUUGUAAUUAGGAUUCUGAAAUGAAAAUAAUAUUCAGUUGUGAAAUUUUAGGCUUGAGAUCUGUAGAAAAGUUUUAUUCUUUCAAACUCAGAGUCUAGCAUUCAUUUUUUUUUUAAUAGUCAUGGGCAGCUAAGAGGUCUUAGCGCUGAAUGGAUUUAAUUUAGAGUACUAAAUUUAAAUGUAAAAAUAUUGUUCAAACAAUCCAUAUCAUCAUGUUGAGCAAAUAUAAAUUUUGUAGGUCAGAGAACAACUUUGUGAUGAUUUAAGAACUACCUGAUUAUAAAACAUCUAUAAUAUAAUUUUAAGAUAUGCAAAAAUCCACAUACACACAAAAAGAAGGGAAUGCUAAUUAGGAUACAUUUGUAAUUGCAUCUAGAUCAUUUUCAUCCCAAUGUCUUCAUAAAGUACUUGAGUAUGAUAUAUUUGUUACCUCCAACAGAACUACAUGUUCUAUGGUUAUGGAAAAAUAUAUUUAUUUAAGGCAUUGCUUUUAUUUUGAAAAGCUUCUUAAUUAAUUUGAUUAACAAAUAUGCUAAUUUGGGGAAACUUAGGGAAGAGAAUUGUUGAAAUUUUGCAAGUUUAAAAAUCUUCUAUAGCUACUGUGUUAAGUUAUUCCUGACUUCUUCUUAACACUAUUACGUUCAUGUUGCACAUUACUGAAAGAGUAAAGAUAUAAAACAACA